AUGUCAGUGUGUGUAAGGACCGGAUUCUACCGCCAAGAGAUCAACAAAACAGUUUGGGAUGUACCGGAAAGAUAUCGAGAUCUCGUCCAGGUGGGCACCGGCGCGUACGGGACGGUUUGCUCUGCCAUCGACAGGAAGACAGGUAUACGUGUUGCUAUCAAGAAACUGCAUCGCCCCUUCCAGUCUCGGCUCUUUGCCAAGCGAGCUUACAGAGAACUGCGACUGGUCAAACACAUGAAGCAUGAGAAUGUCAUUGGACUGUUGGAUGUCUUCACAGCUGAACUUUCCCUGGACCGGUUCCGCGACUUUUAUUUGGUGAUGCCAUUUAUGGGCACUGACCUUGGGAAGCUUAUGAAGAUGGAAAGAUUGUCCGAAGAUAGAGUACAGUUCCUUGUAUAUCAAAUGCUCAGAGGGCUGAAGUAUAUUCAUUCAGCUGGGAUCAUUCACAGGGAUCUAAAACCAGGCAACUUGGCUGUGAAUCAAAACUGUGAGCUUAAGAUUUUGGAUUUUGGCCUGGCCAGGCAGGCAGACUCAGAGAUGACGGGUUAUGUGGUCACCAGGUGGUACAGAGCACCUGAAGUCAUCCUGAACUGGAUGCACUACACACAGACAGUUGACAUCUGGUCGGUCGGUUGUAUCAUGGCAGAGAUGCUUUACGGGAAGCCACUGUUCAAAGGAAACGAUCAUUUGGACCAGCUGAGAGAAAUUAUGAAAAUCACAGGGACGCCAACACAGGACUUUGUCACAAAACUUCAGAGUCAGGAUGCCAAAAACUACCUAAGAAGUUUGCCUAAAGUGCCAAAGAAGGACUUGCAGUCUAUUUUCUUAAAGUCCAGCUCAGAUGUGGUGAGUGCCAUGGACAAGAUGCUUGUAUUGGACCCUGACAAGCGUGUGAGUGCCUCUAAGGCUCUGGAGCUUCCCAUGUUUGCUGACUUUCGAGAACCUGAGGAAGAGACAGAGGCUUUACCGUACGACCACUCCAUGGAUAACGCCGACCUGCCGCUCGAGCAGUGGAAACGUCACACAUUUACAGAGAUACUGUCGUUCCAGCCGCCGCUCAUAGAACUUAUAGACUCCAAACACACCACUCUCUGA
Clarias gariepinus (North African catfish) is the source of this 1095-nucleotide messenger RNA. It is a transcript of the gene mapk12b, whose product is annotated as mitogen-activated protein kinase 12b. The record is from RefSeq and is a predicted model, not a curated record. Gene Ontology annotation, molecular function: ATP binding; MAP kinase activity. Gene Ontology annotation, cellular component: cytoplasm; nucleus. NCBI's taxonomy places the organism in Eukaryota, Metazoa, Chordata, Actinopteri, Siluriformes, Clariidae. The coding region runs from base 1 to 1095 and encodes 364 amino acids. Gene Ontology annotation, biological process: intracellular signal transduction; protein phosphorylation. The transcript is spliced from 12 exons.